AUGAAUCCCUCGUUCAACUUCCUGACACUGUCUCCAGACUCUCCACUCCCGGCAAUCGACCGAUCCACGACCUUCCACCCCUUGUGGCCAAAUACUGUGGCCCUCAUCUCAUACGAAACUCUCGUCUAUGUCGGUCUAUCUGAAGCAAAGGCUACCGAGCUAUGGAGCCGAUGGAUCAACUGGCCCACUCAGGGACCCCGCCGCGAGACUGAUCCCGACGAUGGUGGAUUGGUAGUCACUUUCAAAGACUUCAUCAUCGGCUCCUUCGAAAACCAGGUUGACGCUGCGGAUGACAACGAUCAGCAGUGGCAAGCGUGCCUGAACGGGUCUGGUAUUGCUGUUGAUGUACAGAAUGCCAUUAUGGAUCCUCGCUUUAAGUAUCUCCGCCUUUCACAGUCAUGCCUCUACUGGGUCAUCGACACUGUCAAAAUGCGCUACGCAGGGCUCGAAGACAUUCAGAGAUCGUCGCGUGAGCGAGAUAUGCAACUGCGACGGAUUGCCACUCAUUCUGGUGGUAAUCAAGGAGGAAGUGGUAAUCAAGGAGGAAGUGGUAAUCAAGGAGGAACCAGCCAGGGUCAACGUUCCGUCUCCGGCUUUCAACAACAGUAUACACCUGGCAUUGGCCCAGAUAUCUGGGGCUCGGCAAGUGCCUCUGGACAUACUGUGCUCUUCAAGGCCCUCGAUCAGGGUCGCAUUGCUGGUCUCUUUGACGAAGCAGGUACCUUGGAUCGCAUCAGCACCCUUCUAAGCUCACCACCAAGCGACUUCAGUGGCACUCGAUCCCUCUUCUACUUUACACCAAACCACCAGGUGGCAGUGUACCAUGCUUCAUAUGCUACAAGGCGCGCCAAUUGCGAAUCUAUCGUCAUUAUCUGUCUCCGCAUUCCGAAUGCCGCUAUCGAGAGCCUCUCAGCAUCCGAUAUUCAGCGCGUUUACUGGCCUAGCAAUGAGUGGAAGGAGCUGAUUUGGCGCUGCCGCACCAUGAAUUCUCUCCCAUUAUACCUGCGAAAGUAUCGAAAUGCUAUUCUCGUGAUUGGUACAAUUUCGCGGAAACCACACAGUGUCUACCAUGCAAUGAACUCAUGGCAGGAGGUUACCGAGAGAUGUUUGUUGCGACUCGGACCGCCUGGCCACGAAAGUCCAACCGUCCAGUAUGUCUUCUCAGGAGAAGAUGAGGGACGUCAGUUUUUGAUCGAAAACGGUGCCCGAAACAUCAAAGUCUUUCCCUAUCCUCAGUCCGAGCUUGAGACGUGGCUUGCCGCCAAUUCUUCCCCUGACUAG
This is a messenger RNA of Amorphotheca resinae ATCC 22711, 1281 nucleotides long. RefSeq lists its product as hypothetical. The record is from RefSeq and is a predicted model, not a curated record. The transcript has 2 exons. NCBI's taxonomy places the organism in Eukaryota, Fungi, Ascomycota, Leotiomycetes, Helotiales, Amorphothecaceae. The coding region runs from base 1 to 1281 and encodes 426 amino acids.